Molecule: messenger RNA, 2274 nt
Organism: Oncorhynchus kisutch (coho salmon)
Lineage: Eukaryota; Metazoa; Chordata; Actinopteri; Salmoniformes; Salmonidae
Product: aspartate--tRNA ligase, cytoplasmic
Exons: 17
Coding region: 138-1832 (564 amino acids)
Biological process (GO): aspartyl-tRNA aminoacylation
Cellular component (GO): cytoplasm; aminoacyl-tRNA synthetase multienzyme complex; cytosol
Molecular function (GO): RNA binding; aspartate-tRNA ligase activity; ATP binding
Source: RefSeq, a predicted model, not a curated record
CUCCAUUCCUUUGCAUCAGAUCCUUCUACGACCACCAAUGCAUGUGAGCAGAUGAUGUGGUGACUCUGUCAGAGAAUAAUAGUCAAGAAACGUUUGAUAUCUAGCCACCUUAACUUCCCAAAAUAACCAUAAGUGUCAUGACUAAAGACGCUGUCCAAGGAGCCGCGGAGGAGGCGGACCAGGCCCAGUCGAAGAAAGGCCUGAAGAAACAGCAGAAGGAAGCGGAGAAAGCGGCGAAGAAAGCUGAGAAGCAGGCCAAGCUGGCUGCUGACACACAAAGCACAGAUGAAGAUGACUUUGCCAAGGAUCGGUACGGUGUCCCCCAGAUGGUCCAGUCCCAGCAGAAACUGGACAGGGUGUUGGUGCGUGUCCAGAAGCUGACACCUGAGAAGGCUGACCAGCUGAUCUGGGUGCGUGCCAGGGUUCACACCAGCAGAGCUAAAGGGAAGCAGUGCUUCUUGGUCCUGCGUCAGCAGCAGUUUAACGUGCAGGCCCUAGUCGCCGUGGGGGAGCGUGCCAGCAAGCAGAUGGUGAAGUUUGCUGCCAACAUCAACAAGGAGAGCAUCGUGGACGUGGAGGCUAUGGUGAGGAAAGUGGAGCAGAAGAUCGACAGCUGCACUCAGCAGGAUGUGGAGCUGCACAUUGAGAGGAUUUUUGUGAUCAGCCAGGCCGAGCCUCGUCUGCCCCUGCAGCUGGAGGAUUGUGUGAGGCCGGAUGGAGAGGGGGAUGAGGACGGAAGAGCGACGGUCAACCAGGACACCAGACUGGACAACCGAGUCAUUGAUCUCAGAACAACAACCAGCCAGGCCAUCUUCCGCCUACAGUCUGGAGUUUGCCAGCUCUUUAGAGACACCCUGACCAACAAGGGCUUUGUGGAGAUCCAGACCCCCAAAAUCAUAUCAGCUGCCAGUGAGGGUGGCGCGAACGUCUUCACUGUGUCCUACUUCAAAACCAGCGCCUACCUGGCCCAGUCUCCCCAGCUCUACAAGCAGAUGUGUAUCUGUGCUGACUUUGACAAGGUGUUCUGUGUGGGACCAGUGUUCAGAGCAGAAGACUCCAACACCCAUCGUCAUCUGACAGAGUUUGUAGGUCUGGAUAUUGAGUUGGCGUUCAACUACCACUACCACGAAGUGAUCGAGUCCAUCACCGACACCAUGGUGCAGAUCUUCAAAGGGCUCCGAGACAAGUUCCAGACUGAGAUCCAGACGGUGGGGAAGCAGUACCCCAGUGAGCCCUUCAGGUUCCUGGAGCCCACUCUGAGGCUGGAGUACACGGAGGGCGUGGCCAUGCUCCGGGAGGCCGGGGUGGACAUGGGAGACGAGGAGGACCUCAGCACUCCAAAUGAGAAGUUGCUCGGUCGUCUGGUGAAAGAAAAGUAUGACACUGACUUCUAUGUGCUGGACAAGUACCCCCUGGCUGUGAGGCCCUUCUACACCAUGCCUGACCCCAAUGACAAAGUAUGCGCGUCACUAAACGCACACACGCACACAACACAUGCUCAUGACACCAUUGUGGCAUUCACUGAACUUGUUAUACGACUGAUGUUUCCUCCUCAGAAAUACUCCAACUCCUACGACAUGUUCAUGAGAGGAGAGGAGAUCCUCUCUGGCGCUCAGAGGAUCCACGAUGCCCAGCUGCUCACUGAGAGGGCCAUUCACCACAACAUUGAUCUGGAGAAGAUCAAGUCCUACAUCGACUCUUUCCGUUACGGAGCUCCCCCACACGGAGGUGGUGGCAUUGGGCUGGAAAGAGUCUGCAUGCUCUACCUGGGUCUUCACAAUGUCCGCCAGGUCUCCAUGUUCCCCCGUGACCCCAAACGCUUGACCCCCUGAACGGCCAUCGCCACUGGAGACAGAUGCAGGACAUGGGGAAUCUAUAUUCAUCUCCAAUACACCAGACAGAGUUGAGAAAUUAGUGCCACUACACUGAAGUGCUACUGCGAUUAACAAAUAGAGAAUCAAGCCAAGGUACUACGGUCAACAGUAUUCAGUAAUAGAAAAUGACACAUGAAGAAAUAGAUUGAUAAUAUAAGGGAGAAAGAGUCUUAAUACACAAUACAGAAGUGGAAUAUGAUUAUGGGAUGUGUUGGCUUAGGCUCACCUAUGGAUUACUUAACUUGUGUUGGAUCUCUUAACAUUUUUCUAUGGGGUAGAUCACCUUUGAUACCAGUCUUUGUCACACUACAGAGGUAUGACUAAUAAAUAAUCAUGGUCUGCUGACAUUUGUUGUAAUUGUUUGAUGUAUUUAAAGUAAAAAGUAUUAAGAACUUCAAAA